AUAAAAAACGGCUGGUCCCCCGGGAUCGGUCAUUCGUGCGGCGGGAGCACCCACGGACGCUAGUAGCCGCAGACCCACUGACCUCCGCCGGACCUCCUCUCAUCAUGAACUCGGAAGCGUGCUUACUGCUGCGAGUGGCGCUGGGGCUGGCGUUGCUUGCUUCCUCACACGCGUUUUUCCUGAAAUGGGGCUCAGAUCCAUCGCGGCAGUCCAGCAUGAAGCAGUGGUCGUCGGGCAUGCCGGGCGCGCUGCCGCCGCAGUACCGCUACUACUCCUACAACCCGUACGACCAGCGCAAGAUCUACCAGAUGCAGGGGAUCCCGCAGUACGCGCAGCCCGAGAUGAGCCUGCAGCAGAACAUGCAGCCGAUCCCGAUCAGCGUGCCGGCCGGCGCCAGCCUCACGCCCGUGUCGCUGCAGCACGUGCAGCUCGUGCCCUGCAUGUGCCCCGUGGCCCCCGAGGAGGCCGACAAGCUGCAGGAGCAGGUCGGGCCCGGGCCCUACCUGGCGCAGACCUACGCGCCCCAGUCCUACGCCGUGCCGCAGCAGAUGACCGUCAAUCAAGACGCCAACAAAAACAACGGCAAACAGUGAUGGCCGAGUCUAGUGUAUGUGUAGUUAAUUUAAGUAACCGAUUAAUGUAUAAUUUAUUACUCAGACUGAAUCUUGUGAGAUUGAUAGCACCUCUUUGUGUAACUGUAGUCGAAUAAAGUAAUUAGGAAGUUU
Plutella xylostella (diamondback moth) is the source of this 725-nucleotide messenger RNA. RefSeq lists its product as uncharacterized. The record is from RefSeq and is a predicted model, not a curated record. NCBI's taxonomy places the organism in Eukaryota, Metazoa, Arthropoda, Insecta, Lepidoptera, Plutellidae.